Penicillium hordei is the source of this 969-nucleotide messenger RNA. Its product is annotated as small nuclear ribonucleoprotein-associated protein. Gene Ontology annotation, biological process: mRNA splicing, via spliceosome. Gene Ontology annotation, molecular function: RNA binding. Lineage: Eukaryota; Fungi; Ascomycota; Eurotiomycetes; Eurotiales; Aspergillaceae. Gene Ontology annotation, cellular component: U1 snRNP; U4 snRNP; cytoplasm. The coding region runs from base 93 to 728 and encodes 211 amino acids. The record is from RefSeq and is a predicted model, not a curated record. The transcript has 6 exons.
GCUUCAUCCCCCACAGUAGAAAGAUUUUCUCUAUCUACUGAUCUCUAUUUUUUGGUCUGUCAAGUCGCAUCCGUGCGCGCUCGCUUGCCAACAUGGCUUCCCACAAGAUGCAAAACCUUAUUAACUACCGGAUGCGCGUAACAUUGAACGAUGGACGUCAAAUGACCGGUUCCAUGCUUGCAUUCGAUAAGCACAUGAACCUAGUUCUUGCAGACACAGAAGAAUUCCGUCGCAUCAAGCGGAAAUCCAAGCCCGCUGCCGGUUCCACAAACGCCCAGCUGGUCGAAGCGGAAGAGAAGCGAAGCCUCGGCCUGACAAUCGUGCGCGGUACUCAAGUCGUAUCUUGCUCUGUCGAAGGUCCUCCUCCUGCCGACCCCUCUGCCCGACUUGGAACUACCGGACCCGGCGCAGCUGCCACUCUUGCCGCGGGCCCUGGUAUCAGCAAGCCCGCUGGCCGCGGCCUACCUAUCGGACUCGGAGGCCCUGCAGCUGGUGUUGGUGGACCCCCACCCCCAGGCGGCUUUGGAUUCCCUCCUGGCGGUUUCCCAGGUGCCCCUCCCCCCGGCUUCGCUGGACGUGGAGGUCCCCCCGGUGGACCUCCGGGUUUUGCACCUCCUCCUGGAUUUGCUCCUCAGGGUGGCCCCCCUGCCGGUUUCCAGCCUCCUCCUGGCUUCCAGCCUCCCGGUCAGGGACGCGGAUACCCUCCUCCUGGAUUUGGUGGCAGGUAAUUGGAAAUGUGCACAGAGGAUUAUUCUAUGCUUUAAAUUAUCAGCGAUCUGAUUUCACCCCGAAAGGAACAAGGGCGGCUCAGCGCAGAAUAAGAACAAUUGUCAACGCCUCCAGCGAGAGAUAACGAUACGCGGACAGGCUAGAUUACCCCAACUUCUACUGGGCAAGGCGUUGCGGCGCAUGGAUGGAGGUCGUGUCGAGGAACAGGACAAAAAAGACCAAAAUCCUUUUGAAUUACGC